Molecule: messenger RNA, 1442 nt
Organism: Daphnia magna
Lineage: Eukaryota; Metazoa; Arthropoda; Branchiopoda; Diplostraca; Daphniidae
Product: glutamate receptor ionotropic, delta-2
Exons: 9
Coding region: 33-1442 (469 amino acids)
Cellular component (GO): membrane
Molecular function (GO): glutamate-gated receptor activity
Source: RefSeq, a predicted model, not a curated record
GAUUCAAACAGUCACAAUUUUUGCGGCAGAAGAUGAUCUCCCAAAAAAUGACAAAGUUUAUGUCUAUCAUAUUAUUACUGCUACAAGCUUUCCUUGGUAGUAAAAUUGUCUAUGGAACACGUCAGCAGUUACGCAACAAUUUAAACGGAGAAGUACUACGAGUCGUCACUGGUCACUUUCCUCCCGUAAUAUCCGUUCUACGUAACUCAUCCGGCCACAUCAUUGGGUAUGGAGAUAAACUAUAUCAUCACUUACUUUAUCUAUCGGAGAAAUUAAAUUUUACUUUCGUGAUAUUCCCAGCCGCUCAAAACACCAACGGAAUCAAGCAAAAUGGAACUUGGAACGGCGUCAUCGGAUCUCUCACACGAGACGAAGCUGAUUUGGGUUUAGUGCCAGUAGCUAUUUCUCUGGAAAGAUACGAAGCUAUCGACUUCUCCGGAAGAGUAGGAGGAGACUAUACGGGCAUUUUAGUUAAAUAUCCUCACGGAAGUGUUUCGUUCACUAGCGCCUUUGACGUUUUCUCUACCGGUAUAUGGAUCGGGUGGGUAGUGUCCGCCGUUGUGGUUGUCGCAAUUUCAACCUUUUUGACCUACGUGACAAGACGUUCCCGUCUUAGCGGGGACGAAAUGAGCAAAACAAGUCCUGGAACUUUUGCUUGGUAUCUGUAUAGCGUCAUGGUUUCCCAGGGGAGCCAUUUUCCGUCUCACCAACCAUCUCAGAAACUUCUCGCUGCGACAUGGUGUUUUGUAUCUUUCGUCUUCGUCAACAUUUACAACACCACUUUGACAUCUUACAUGUCGGUCACCUAUCAAAAACCUGAAAUUAAUUCAUUUUAUGAUUUGGCAGCUGCUACACCAUACAAGGCAACUAUAUUAACAGGGUCGAUUCAAGAAAUUGAUUUGAUGGAAUCAAAUAACUGGGCUAUGAAAAUUGUGGCCGACAGAAUUGAAAAGUGCUCAUCAGACUGCAAGAAAUUCAGCGUGCAGGAAUUGGUUUCACCACUUCUAGACAACAAGGACUAUGUUUCAAUAUUGCCAGUUAGAAUUGGAUCAUCGUUGAUGCAAAGAUACAACUCUGAGAGAGUAAAAUGCCGUCUAGCCCUUGCCUAUGAGAAAACGUCUUGGUUGCCCAUGUUCUUUGCAGUCCAAAAAAAUAGCCCUUACAACGAGGAAAUCAAUCGGGAGUCAUUAUGGUUCAGCGAUACUGGACUUAGCGAGUACGGCAAAUCGAAAAACAGACAGUGUCAAUUAAAGUACAACAGCAAAGGGAUUUCGACAAAGAGAAUUGGCAACCGAAUUAAGUUAGAGCAGUUUCAUCUACCAUUCCUUAUUCUCUUUGGCGGCUACAUACUUGCUUUCAUGCAAUUUUUCCGUGAAAAGUUUAUCUGUCCCCAUCGCCCUUUAGCAAUUAAAAAUUUUGUUUACGUUGUUAGCACGAUAUAA